AUGGAUGAACCCUAUUUGACAUUCAUUCUUGAUCGUUUCGAAACCUAUUUUCAAUUAUUACGAUGUUCUAAGUGUUCGUGUGCAGAAAAACAGUUUAUAAGCGGCACUAUUGUUGAUUAUUCAUCAAUCAAAGUAAAUUCUGUUUACAAUUCUGCUAUGCGCUCUCUGUGCGAUCUUUUCGAGCAAGUUCAAUAUUUGGUUUGUACACCGAAAACAAAAGACAUUGAAGAACGAAAGCAGUCAAUCAAACAAAAGAUUGAGAGAAUAUUACCAGAUCAUAUAAAAGCUAAAGUUGCUGAAAAACAAAUACCACUGCUGCAACCAUCACGUCAAUCAUUAGAGGAGAUAAGUGAAAAUGUAAAUAAUCCUGGAUCUCUCUUAUUAAUCAAAAAAAGUGUACAUAAUGUAUUGGAAGAUAAUGAGAAAGAAAAUUCGAGUCAACCUAGUACAAGUCAAGAAUUUCCAGUUUUACCAUCUGCUGAAAAUAUCGAUACGAGUGAACGAAGACAGACAUCAAGAAAUAUUAAACGGAAACCAGAUGAUGAUAAUCACCAACACAAAAAACUCAAUGAGACAAAUUCGAAAGUGAAUGUAGAAAAGGUGAAACCAAAACAAAAAAAAGAUAAAGCAAAAAUAAUUAAAGAAGAGCUCAAAACUUCCGUUGCAAAACAUCGAGUUCCAACGAAGAAAGAAUUAGAACGAACAGCAUGUUUAGACCAAGAUAACAAAAAAGAGGAGCAGAAGAUAAGCACAUCACCAGCGAAAAAAUUAAAAUUAGAUACUGAUGACAUGCAGUUGAAACGACCACGCCGAAGUCGAACGAAAGAUAGUAAAAUAACACCAUUGAAUACAAAAGUUUCAAAAAAAGUUACAACAAACAAGCGAAAAUCGGCGUCAGAUUCAGAACAGGAUGAUAAACGAACACUUUCAUCCGAAGCAAAGAAACAUAAAAAUGAAUCCUUAUCACUAACACGUUCAAAAUCAUCGUCGAGAAAAAAAGAUAACCCUAAUAUGGCAAAAACACCUCUGAUUAAAAAGCAACAGUCAAAAAACGUGCAAUUAACGGUACAAGAUGAUAAUGGCGAGGACGCGUUGAUUUUACCGUCCUCCAGUUCAACAAAAAGUAAAAGUAGAAUUCUAUCGACGUCACCACAAAAAACAGCUGUUGAUGGAUCAAUUGUUUCGAUUCGUUCAACAAAAAAAAUGAAGAAAAAUAUUCCAGAAAAAAUUACAUUGUCAACAAAACGUCAGAAUCCAAAAACAAAUAACGAAACUGUUGCUAUGACUGUCGAUUUUAAUAAAGAGGGCGUUGAUAAGAAUGAUAGGACAAGUGAGCAGGAAGAAGAUGGAAAAAAAACAAUAAAUGAUAAGCGUACACCAUCAAAAAACAAAAUAUCUAAAGAUGAUAAACGCAAUAAGAAGGGCGAAACGUUGAUUCAUCAAGCUGUUAUUAAAGGUGAUAUUGAACGUGUGAAAAAAUUAAUCAUGAACGGUCAUGCUGUAAAUACAAAAGACUUUAAUUCAUGGACACCGUUACAUGAAGCAAGUGCCUCAGGUAAUAUUCCAUUGAUGGAAAUAUUAAUUAAAAGUGGUGCUAAUAUCAAUGCUCCCGGUGGAGAGGAUCAUUUACCGCCCCUACACGAUCUUAUUAUAAAUGAAAAGCCAAAUGAUUGCAUCAAGAUUUUGAUAGAAAAUGGGGCUGAUCCCUCUGUCAAAGAUAAAAAAGGUCGUACUGCUUUUGAUCUUGUUUCUUCGUCGAAUAAAGCCCUUCAAUCAAUUCUUACCAAAGCAGCAAAAUUUGAUAAAACAAUUUCUAGUACGCCCAUUGCUCCACCAAUUGGUCAUCAACGACGGCAAAAACAGCAAACAUAUUCUAUUUUGUUUACGGGUUUUGAAAAUACGCGUCGACAAGCACUUGCAUCAGCUGUUCAGAAAGAACUAAACAAAAAAGGAGUGGCUACAACAAAAUCAACAAAUGAUAGUGGGAUAGAAGAAUGUGUCAGACAAAAGCGAUGGAUAGAAGAAGAGAAAUAUGAAGUUAAAGGAUCUGCCAGAGAACCAAAUAGUGGCGGAGCAAGAAGAAGUCGAUUAAAACAUGAAAAAAAUGAGCCGGCAUUAUUUGCAAAUUGUGAUUUAUAUUUACACGGUGAAUUUAGUACUUAUAAAAAGGAUGAUGUGAAAGAAUUGGUUAAAAUAUGUGGUUGUAAAAUGUUAACACGAGAACCAAAAUUACAUCGUAUUGACAGUAGCGAAAAUAAUGAAGAUGACUCUCCACGAAUGACAUAUAUUAUCUAUGAAUUAAAUGUACCAGAGAUUUUAUUAGAUAAUAAACGAAUUAAACAUAUGAUCGAUAAUGAAACCAUUGCCGAUGCCAAAUAUUCGUUGUUAAAGAAGAAAAUAUCUAAUGUUAUUAGCAUAAUGGCAACAGAAAUUGUUCAACCACCUGUUGAUGAUCAAGAAGUGAAAAAUGAAGAACCGGUUACAUCAAUUGAAACAACAGCAACAACUACAACAACAGAAGAAACAUCACCACAAAAUGGCUUUUCAACAACAAAUAAUAAUUCUAAUGGAUUGACUAACACUGAUAUAACAAGAGAACAAUCAUCAUCAUCAAUCCAUCAAUCAUCAUCAGAAACACAAAUUAACAAAAACGAUUUGGAACCAGAAGCUUUAAGGAAAAUUUUUAUCGGUGGUUUGAGUUAUAAAACGGAAGAUCAACAAUUUCGUGAUCAUUUUUCAAAAUAUGGUGAUAUAUUAGAUUGUAUUAUUAUGCGUGACAGAGAAGGCAGAAGUAGAGGUUUUGGUUUUGUUACUUAUUCAACAUCGGCAAUGAUCGACAAUUUGAUGGCAAAUAGACCUCAUGUAUUGGAUGGCCGAGAAAUUGAACCAAAACGAGCUGUACCAAGAGAAGAAGCGAGCAAACCUGAAAGUGCAGCAACAGCAAAAAAGUUGUUCGUUGGUGGAAUUCGAGAUGGUAUUACUGAAACAGAUUUAAAUGCUUAUUUUACAAAAUAUGGAAAUGUUAUUGAUUCUGUUGUUAUGAAAGACGCAACAGGCAAACAAAGAGGAUUUGGAUUUGUUGAAUUUGAUGAUUAUGAUCCGGUAGAUAAAAUCGUUUUGGAAAAGCAUCAUGUUAUUAAUGGUCAAGCAAUUAAUGUCGAAAAAGCCUUACCUAAAGAUCAAACAGGCAGAGGUCGUGGAGGAAUGGGAAAUCGAAAUCGUGGCGGCCCUAGUCGUUCAAAUUAUGGCAAUAAUCAAGGUUACGGACGAAAUGACCAAAAUUCUUUUGGUGGCGGCGGAUAUGGUGAUCCUCCAAAUCAUAAUAUGAUGGGUGGUGGUGGAAAUUUUAGUAAUCCGAAUAUGGGUAAUUUUGGUGGUAAUCAGCCAGCACCUAUGGGUGGAUAUGAUAGUGGAUUUGGUGCUAAUUUUGGUGCAUUUGGACAGUCACCAGCUGGAGGAAUGAAUAAUAUGGGAGAUGGUGGUUUUGGUCAGAACUAUCAAAAUGAUAUGGGUGGUGGGCCAAUGAGAAGAGGAGGUCCAGGUGGAAAUCGUGGUUCUCCCUAUGGUGGCCCUGGUCGUGGCGGCGUCAGAGGACGUGGCGGUCGCGGUCGUUAA
Messenger RNA from Didymodactylos carnosus, 3615 nucleotides. The record is from the annotation of a GenBank genome assembly. NCBI's taxonomy places the organism in Eukaryota, Metazoa, Rotifera, Eurotatoria, Philodinida, Philodinidae.